AGUGUGUUGUCAAAUCAUAUUUUAAAAUUUAAAGAUAAGAAUCUUGACGAAUUGAUUUGGACCGUGGAUUACUUUGACUAUGAUCUCAACCGUUGCAUUUGAAGAUAUGAUAUCUUAUCUUAUCUUAUCUCUUGGCAGUGUGUUGUCAAAUCAGAUUUUAAAAUUUAAAGAUAAGAAUCUUGACGAAUUGAUUUGGACCGUGGAUUACUUUGACUAUGAUCUCAACCGUUGCAUUCGAAGAUAUGAUAUCUUAUCUUAUCUUAUCUCUUGGCAGUGUGUUGUCAAAUCAGAUCUUUAUCCAAUUUUUACAUCCCUAUAUAAGUGCAUAUUACUCUUUGAAGAAGACCACACACCUUCAACAUAUUUCUGAAACACUUAUAUUUUGCUCCAAAAUGACUUCAAUUCGUACUGCGUCAUACUCGAUUGAGAAAGAUAUGAAUUUAUGCCAUGUGUAUCUUGACGUGUCUCAAGAUCCUGUCAUAGGCAGAUACCAAUCAAAAGAGAAGUUUUGGUCAAGAGUUGAAGCGAAGUAUCACUCGUCUGAAAAGUUUCUUCUUCGACCUAGACCUGUAAGAUCUUUGCAAACUCAAAUGACGACCAUUCUUACCGCGGUUGGAAAAUUAAGGGGAUGCGUUAACCAAAUUCAAAAUAAAAAUCUCAGUGGUGCUUCACAAUAAGAUAUUGUGAGUAUAUAUUAGUAUACUUUAUUUAUAGUCACUAACUUUUUUUCAAUUUUUAUUCACUUCAUUCUCUUAUUUAUAUUUGAACAGUUAAAUCAAGCGAAGAUGUUAUUAGCACAAGAUCCAAAAUACAACAGAGGAUUCAAAUUUGAUCAUGUGUGGCCGAUCCUUAAAGAUAUUGAGAAAUUUACAAAUGACAACACUAGUGCACCAAUUAGAAUCCAAGAAGAAGAUCGUAAUUUUACUUCGCCCCAAUCAUAUUCUCAUGGUGUCCAGUCAUCGGCAUCAGCAUCCACUGGUAUGAAUUCAUUUGAUCUUAAUGUGAAUGACGAUGAAAUUACUACUAAUUUAAGUAAACGACCUAUCGGUGUGAAAAAGGCAAAAGAAAAACAAAAAAGUGAUGACCAAUUUAAAAAAUUAAUGGAGCAAAAUCAAAAGCUUGUCGAAGUUAUAGAAAAGGGUAACUCAGCAAGGAAUGAAAUUCGACGACAGAAGGUUGAAUUGGCUAAAAUGAAAGAAGAGAAUAAAAUACUAUUUACGAAUUUGAAUUCUACAUCCGAUCCAGAUUUUCGCCAGUUUAUUCAAAAUGAAAAGAGACAAAUUUACAAAAGAAGAGCACAAACAUCUAAAUAUGGUGAACAAAGAGAAGGUUCUCAAUAUCAAGGAUCCCAACAUCGAGCAUCUCAGAAUGAAGGAUCUCGAUUUAAUGAAGCUCACAGAGAAGGAGCUACAGAUGAAGGCCAAGGAUCUGAGACGAACCUCCCAGGAAAUUUUAGUCAAUACUUUGAUUAUCUUGACAGAACGAAAAAUGAUUUCCCAAAUUAUUAAAUUAUUAUCGUAGUUUCUUUUUUUUAAGAUCUAUGUCAUUGCUUCCGAUUUAUGUUUGGUGUAUUUCAUUUUACCUUUAUAAUGUAUGUUUUUUUUUAAUGAAUGUAUGUUUAAAUUUGUAAUGUUUUAAUUGUAUUUUGUUAAGUA
This is a messenger RNA of Humulus lupulus (European hop), 1655 nucleotides long. RefSeq lists its product as uncharacterized. Bases 786 to 1508 code for a protein of 240 amino acids. The record is from RefSeq and is a predicted model, not a curated record. NCBI's taxonomy places the organism in Eukaryota, Viridiplantae, Streptophyta, Magnoliopsida, Rosales, Cannabaceae. The transcript has a single exon.